AUGAUUCCAGCAAAAGGAUAUGCUGUUCUUGAAGCAAAUGGUCCAUUUCAAAUAUACAACUUUAAUCGACGUGCGCUGGGCCUAAAUGAUGUUUUGAUUCAUAUUCACUAUUGCGGUAUAUGUCAUACCGAUAUUCAUCAAGCGAAAAACGAUUGGCAAGGUGGAAAAUAUCCAAUGAUACCCGGUCAUGAAAUUACAGGCAAAGUGGUAAAAGUGGGUGAAAAUGUAAAACGUUUUAAAGAAAAUGAUGCAGUAGGAGUUGGAUUCUUAGUAGAUUCAUGUCGUUCCUGUGAGCCGUGUAAUAAGGAUCGUGAACAGUACUGUGCUAACGGAUAUUCGGGGACAUUUAAUGGUACGGAACAGGACAAAGAAACACCGACGUACGGUGGAUAUUCAAAUUAUAUUGUUGUCACUGAACAUUUUGUUGUGAAGAUUCCUGAUGGAUUACCGCUAGAUUCAGCAUGUCCACUCAUGUGUGCAGGUAUAACCAGUUAUUCUCCAUUAAAAAAAUAUUUAGGAAAAAAUGCCAAAGUAGCUGUUAUUGGGCUCGGUGGUGUUGGACAUAUGGCAGUGAAAUUCGCUAAUGCACUUGGUGCAGAAGUCACAGUCCUAAGCACUAGUGAAGAAAAACGAACAGAUGCCAUGAGACUAGGUGCUAAACAUUUCAUUGUAUCAAAAGAUGCGGAACAAAUGAAAUCAGCAUCUAACAAGUUCAAUUUUAUUUUUGAUUCGGCUUCAGCCGACCAUGAUGUCAUACCUUAUUUGCAACUCUUAGCGUUUGAAGGAGUUUUUUGUGUUGCUGGAGCUCCUGUAAAACCUUUGAACAUACCGGCCUACAUUUUAAUCGCUAAAUGUCCAAUAGUGACCGGAGUAUUCGUUGGAGGUAUAAAAGAAACACAAGAGAUGCUCGAAUUUGCUGCAAAACAUAAGAUAACAUGUGACAUAGAAUUACUAAAAGCAAGCCCGGAAAAUUUGGCAACAGCGUUCGAACGUACACUCAAUAAUGAUAUUAGAUACAGAUUUGUUAUUGAUCUUCAAAAUGCUUUUACUUGA
Messenger RNA from Didymodactylos carnosus, 1053 nucleotides. Lineage: Eukaryota; Metazoa; Rotifera; Eurotatoria; Philodinida; Philodinidae. The record is from the annotation of a GenBank genome assembly.